This is a messenger RNA of Camellia sinensis, 1325 nucleotides long. The record is from RefSeq and is a predicted model, not a curated record. Lineage: Eukaryota; Viridiplantae; Streptophyta; Magnoliopsida; Ericales; Theaceae.
CACCCACCUCAUCUUCAUCUCACUGUCUUUGAUCCUUCUUUCCUCCUCUUUGUUGUUGACAACCCUAAUUGUAAUGGCCUUUCCAUCUUCUUCUAAGUUGCUCUUUUUCUCAUUUUCCCUCUCACUCUUCACCUCUUUGGCUUUUGCUCGUGAAUUCUCCAUCGUAGGCUAUUCGCCCGAUGACUUGAAAUCCAUAGAUGGACUAAUUAAUCUCUUUGAAUCAUGGAUGGCCAAACAUGGCAAAGCUUACAAAAGUCUAGAAGACAAGUUGCAUAGGUUUGAGCUGUUCAAGGAUAAUUUGAAGCACAUUGAUGAGAGGAACAAGAAUAUUGUGAACUACUGGCUUGGACUGAAUGAGUUUGCAGAUUUGAGCCAUGAAGAGUUCAAAAAGACGUAUCUUGGGCUCAAGGUUGAGUUGCCUAAAAACAGAGGGUCCUUUGAAGAAUUCACUUACAGAGAUGUUGUGGAUUUGCCAAAGUCUGUGGACUGGAGAAAAAAUGGAGCUGUCACUGCAGUCAAGAACCAAGGUUCAUGUGGGAGUUGCUGGGCAUUUUCAACAGUGGCUGCAGUUGAGGGCAUAAACCAGAUAACCACCGGAAAUUUAACAUCUCUUUCAGAGCAACAGCUUAUUGACUGCGACACUACCCAAAACCAUGGCUGCAACGGUGGUCUCAUGGAUUACGCUUUUGAAUUCAUUAUGGCUAAUGGUGGCCUUCGCAAGGAGGAUGACUACCCUUACCUCAUGGAGGAAGGCACUUGUGAAGAUAAGAAGAAGGGACAAUCAGAGGUGGUGACCAUUAGUGGGUACCAUGAUGUGCCGGAGAACAAUGAAGGGAGCCUCUUGAAGGCACUUGCAAAUCAGCCUCUCAGUGUCGCCAUUGAGGCUUCUGGCAGAGAUUUCCAAUUUUACAGUGGGGGUGUGUUUGACGGGCACUGUGGAACCGAGCUGGACCCAUGGAGUGACAGCCGUUGGAUAUGGAUCGGCCAAGGGAUUGGAUUACAUAAUAGUGAAGAAUUCAUGGGGACCAAAAUGGGGAGAGAAAGGAUACAUAAGGAUGAAGAGAAACACAGGAAAAGCUGAGGGGAUAUGUGGUAUCAACAAAAUGGCUUCUUAUCCUACUAAAACUAAAAAGUGAUGUUAUUGAUGUUGUUGGUGGUUGUUGUUUUGGUGUUUUCGUUUUCCCUCUCUGUUGUUUUAUUCGCCUUUUCAAAAUUAGAUUGUAAUCUGAAGGCAUUAUCAUUAUUUUAAUAUGCGUAUUUCUGCAUGCAUCUUAUCUUUUUAAGUAAAUCUCAAUAGAAUAAACAAGGACCAAAGUUAUAUGAAA